CACCCCAUUCUUCUCCAACUUUCUCACUCCAAGAUGAGAAGUCCUCUCAAAAUAAUAAAAAAUCUCACCCACCCCGUUGCUAGACCACCCCACCCUCUGUUUCUCUCCUCAACCCCCAACCCCCCACAAGACCCAAAGCCCCAAAUUCCAUUUGUACCCAUCCCUUCUCCUCCAAAUCCCCAUCCCACCUCUCCCACAAUCCCACCCUCAAAAGCCCAUCUCUACUCCUCCUUCUUCUCCACUCUCAUACAACUCUAUCUCACCUGCAAGAGAUUCUCAGAUGCUUCAAAUGCAUUCAAUCAGAUGAGAAAUCACAGCUUGAUUCCAAACCUCCGAUCAUGGAAUCAGAUUCUGUAUGCAUUCAACGCUGCAGGAUUGAUUGAACAGGUACCAAUUAUCUACUCUGAAUUGCUUUCUUGUAGCAUAAAACCAAACAUUUUCACCCACAAUGUCGUAAUUCAUGCUUUCUGCAAAAUGGGUAGCUUGAAAAUGGCCUUAGAAUUGCUUAGAACGGUUGAAACCGACGAGGUCAGCUAUAACACUAUCAUUUGGGGGUUUUGCAAUGAAGGGAAUGUUGAAUCGGGAUUUGGGUUUUUGUCGGAAAUGGUCAAGAGGGGUGUUCAGGUCGAUGCAGUUAGCUUCAAUACUCUGAUUCAUGGAUUUUGCCAAAAAGGGUUGUUGGAGAAGGCAGAAAUGAUGAUGGAGAUGUUGGUUAGUGGGGGGAUCGGUGUAGAUGUCGUUGGAUUCAAUACAUUGAUCGAUGGGUAUUGUGAAUUUGGGAUGGUGGGGCCCAUGGUUGAGUUGAUAGAGAGGAUGAGGAUGGAGGGUGUGCAGCCGGAUAUCGUUAGUUACAAUAGUUUGAUUAAUGGGUUUUGUAAGAUUGGGGAAUUUGGUAAGGCGAAAGAUCUAAUGGACGAGAUUCUGGGUCUCAGGAGGGAUGUUUGUGGGUCGAAUAUCAAAGAUUUGGAUUUGGAGCCGAAUGCGAUAACACACACGACUUUUAUAAGUGGGUAUUGUAGAAAGGACGGGCUCGAGGAAGCUUUUUCGUUAUAUGAGGAGAUGGUUAGGAGUGGGAUCUUGCCUGAUGUUGUUACCUACAGUUGUUUGAUUGCGGGCCUUUGCAAGAAUGGGAAGCUUGCUGAAGGGGAGAUGCUUUUUAGGGAGAUGGAGAAGAUGGGUGUGUGUCCUAACCAUGUGUCAUAUGCUACUCUGAUCGAUUCGUUCUUCAAGGCCAGGAGAGUGAAGGGGCCGUCUGUUCUUCUGGGUGAAAUAGUUGUUCGGGGGAUUGCGUUUGAUUUGGUUUUGUGCACUGCUUUGAUGGAUGGGCUUUUCAAGGCAGGGAAGGUGGAUGAAGCGGAGCGCAUGUUUCGGACAAUGUCAAAGCUCGGCCUCGUUCCGAAUCAUGUUUCAUAUUCUGCAUUGAUUGAUGGGCGGUGCAAGGUAGGAGAUAUGAGGGGGGCGGAGUUGGCACUGCAAGAGAUGGAGAGGGAAAUUGGAGGCGGAAAUGUUGUCACGUACUCUUCUAUCAUGAAUGGGUAUGCACGGAAAGGAAUGCUGGUUGAAGCCACCAAUGUUAUGGAGAACAUGAUUGGGAAAAAUGUGCAUCCGAAUGUUUUCACUUACGGUAUACUAGUUGAUGGGUACUUCAAGGCAGGUAAGGUAGAAGCAGCUUUUGACAUUUAUAAGGAAAUGAGGAGGAAAGGUCUAGAGCCGAACAACUUCAUACUCGAUGCUCUUGUAAAUGGUUUGAGAAAACAUGGGAGGAUGGAUGAAGCGGAGAGCUUAUUUAAAGAUAUGAUAGGUGGUGGAUUAUUGCCUGACCGUGUCAACUACACUUCUUUGAUGGAUGGUCUCUUCAAAGCGGGGAAUACAUCUGGAGCUUUCAAGAUUGGCCAAGAAAUGAUGGAGAAAAAUCUAGCGCCUGAUGUUGUCUCAUACAAUGUCUUCAUCAAUUGCCUCUGUAAGAUGGGGAAGCAUGAUGAGGCAUGGUCGUUUUACACAGAAAUGAAAGAUUUGGGCCUGGAUCCCGACCAAGCUACGUACAACACCAUGAUUGUUUCGCAUUGCAAAGAGGGAAAGAUGGACAGAGCUCUUGAACUUUUUAAUGCGAUGAAGGUUAAUGGGCUGAUGCCGAAUAUCAUCACAUACAACUCCCUAUUGGGAGGGCUUUGUGAGGUGAGGAACAUGCAAAUGGUGAUUGAUUUGAUGAAUGAAAUGGCCAAUUUGGGGUUUUGCCCGAACAACGCUACACAUGGCAUAGUGCUCCGUGCCUGUUCCAAGAUGGAUCGUGUAGAUAUCAUUCUUCAAAUACAUGAGAGAUUGUUAGCUACGGGACUCAAACCUGAUCUAACAGUUUAUAAUACUCUAAUCAGGAUUUUAUGCUCACAUGGGAUGACAUGGAAAGCCACUUGUGUGUUGAAGGAGAUGUCGAGAAGAGGAAUUUCGGCAAAUACCAUCACUUACAAUGCUUUCAUUCAUGGUUAUUGCAUGAGUGGCCAUCUAAAGUGGGCAUUUGCUUCGUAUUCUAAAAUGGUUCUUGAAGGGGUUACCCCAAACCUCACAACUUACAACACCAUGCUCAAUGGGCUCAUGACUGCUGGCUUGAUGCGAGAGGCCGACGAAUUGAUUGAUGAGAUGAAGAGACGGGGCUUUGUCCCUGAUGCCGUUACCUAUGGUUUGAUGGUUGCAGGCCAUGCAAAGAAAAGUAAUAAGAAGGAAUCCAUUAGGCUUUACUGUGAAAUGGUGAGGAAAGGUUUUAUACCGAAGGUUGGUAUAUACAAUGCACUUAUUGCCGAUUUCGCCAAGGUGGGCACGAUGGAUCAAGCUCGAGAAUUUCUAAAUGAAAUGCAAAGGAGAGGGGUGAUGCCGAACUCUUCGACGUAUGACAUACUGAUAAGUGGGUGGUGCAAGCUGUCAAAUGGAGCUGAGGUGAAAAGGCUGUUGAAAGAGAUGAAUGAGAAGGGGUUUGUUCCAUGUGAAAGUACCCUUGGCUGUAUUAGUAACAUCUUUGCAAAACCAGGAAAGAAGAAGUAUGCUCGGAGAUUGUUAGGAAGAUUGUAUAAAAAUCUAGAAUAACGACCGGUGAAACAGAAAACACUGUUUUGAAUGGAAGACUGUCAAGUUGCAAAAAAGAAAAACCAUGAUGAGAACUUAAUUCUGUCUGCAACUGUGGAAAUCUUCACUUUUGAAUAUUUGGAUGAGUUGGGUCUGAUUGAUUUGAAGCUCUCUAUCCAACUUCCAAAUAUAUCUGUCAAAGGUCUGUGCCGAAGUAGGUCAGAUGGGGAGCUUAAAAUGGAGGCAAACAAGACCAGUCAGCAGAGGCAGCGUACUAAAAGGGAAUGGCCCUUGUAGAAAGAGUAAACUUUUAAAGGUUGAAAAGGCACUGUCAGUUAUGAGCCUGCCAGCACCAAUGAUUUUGACAAUACGACAAAGAAAUCUGUGCUUGAGGGAUGUGACUCAUCAGACGUAUUCGAAUGGAGCUUUGAAGAAUUAAAGAAAUGGGUGGAUGUGGAAUCCUCAAAGUAUGCCAUUGCCAUGCGCUUGGUGUCAUGUGAGAAACGUUGUGGAAAGCUUGGAAGUUGGAACUGCAUUGGAGACGGUGAGAUUUCUCCAGUCAGGAACAUGGCACUGGGCCGACAGAGGUGGCACAUACGAUAUGGGUGAAAUGUACAACAUGCACUGCACUUUUAUUUUAUUUUAUUUUUAUUUUUUAAAUUUUAAAUUAUUAAAUUGCACAUUUUCCUGUGUAAAAACCAAAUCUAUGUGGGCCAUAGAAUCGGCCCUAUGUUGCAUGUUUAAGCUAAUAUCAGCUUUGUAAUGAGCCAUUACAAAUUUGAAUUGAAAUUCCCUAAGGUUUGGUAUUUAGAUGAGCAUGGAGAAUAUGAAAUGUGAUUAUUAUGUUAGCUACGCGGUUGCAAUGCCGAAAAAAUAAAAUAAAAAAGAAGGAUUGAGCCAUGA
Magnolia sinica is the source of this 3957-nucleotide messenger RNA. RefSeq names its product pentatricopeptide repeat-containing protein At5g14770, mitochondrial. Gene Ontology annotation, molecular function: protein binding. The record is from RefSeq and is a predicted model, not a curated record. Bases 34 to 3075 code for a protein of 1013 amino acids. The transcript is spliced from 3 exons. NCBI's taxonomy places the organism in Eukaryota, Viridiplantae, Streptophyta, Magnoliopsida, Magnoliales, Magnoliaceae.